AUGGCAGCUCCAUACGCAUCAGCUGAAGAAAUCGACAAGUUGGUCGAGAAUGUAAAUGUAGCAAGCAAAGCUUUCAAAGCCGAGAGUGGACGAGGAACAGAGGAUGCGAGACGAAAGUUGCAAGUUGAAGCUACGAAAUUACUUUACUCUUUGCAAGAACCAAAUACUGAAGUUUGGCCUCGAAUCUUCCAGGUAAACCAAAGUGCAGCGAUCGAAGUCAUAACCCAGAUGGGACUAUGGAGCAAGUUCGAAGACGGAAAAAUACUCCUCCUCAAAGACAUCAUCUCCACCACCGGUGCCGACGAAGUCAUGAUAAUUCGAAUCUUCCGCCAACUCGUCGCCGCAAACGUCCUCUCCGACGUCCCCGGCCCAGGUUACAAAAUUACCCCCCUGGGAGCCCCCUACCUAAAUCCCGACCACGCCGCCUUCUCCUCCUUCGUCUUCACCGAAAUCCUUCCUUCCAUCCUCUCCCUCCCCCGCAACCUCUCUACCCGCAACUACAAAGCACCAUCCAAAGACUCCGGAUCACCCUAUAAAUGGGCCAACGGCGAGGAACUAUGGACAUACCUCGGUUCACACCCCGAACGAGCUCUAAACAUGGUGAACGGGAUGCGUUCCCUUCAUACCGGGUCCCUGGAAACGAACGCUUAUCCGUUCGCGGAGGAGUUGGCGAAGAUGGAUAUCAAAGAUGGGGAGGUAGCUAUUGUUGAUGUGGCGGGUGGACAGGGACAUAUCAUGGCUGAAGUACGGAGAACUUGCCCUGAGAUCAAAGGGAAGUUUAUAGUCCAAGAUCUCGCAUCGACGUUCGAAGCCGUCGCUGCUCCACCGGAAGGAAUCGAGUACAUGGCUUACGAUAUGUUUACGCCUCAACCGGUGAAAGGCGCGCAUGUGUAUCAUUACCGCCAUAUUUUUCACGACUGGAGUGAUGGAGAUUGCAGUUCGUUUCUGCAGCAGCUUGUUCCGUUGCUGAAAGAGCAGCCGGGGAGUAAGUUGUUGUUGGUGGAUCUGGUGUUGCCGAAUACGGAUGUGAGCAUGCAAGAAUGUGUGCGGGAUCUCUCGAUGUUUCCUAUUGGGGGUCUAGAGAGGAAUGAGGGGCAAUGGAGAGAGUUGUUGGAGAAGAAUAGGUUGAAGAUUAAGAAGAUUUGGAGGGGAACGGAGCCGGAGGCUUGUGUUGAGUGUGAGGUCUUGUAAGAAUCUUGGGCGAGUGUCUGAGUAAGAUGAUGAGGCUUGGAACAUAUUUUUGUUUCC
Mollisia scopiformis is the source of this 1248-nucleotide messenger RNA. RefSeq names its product S-adenosyl-L-methionine-dependent methyltransferase. The record is from RefSeq and is a predicted model, not a curated record. The coding region runs from base 1 to 1191 and encodes 396 amino acids. The transcript is spliced from 3 exons. NCBI's taxonomy places the organism in Eukaryota, Fungi, Ascomycota, Leotiomycetes, Helotiales, Mollisiaceae. Gene Ontology annotation, molecular function: O-methyltransferase activity.